This is a messenger RNA of Caenorhabditis auriculariae, 707 nucleotides long. The record is from the annotation of a GenBank genome assembly. Lineage: Eukaryota; Metazoa; Nematoda; Chromadorea; Rhabditida; Rhabditidae.
AUGGCGGCGAUGCGAUUGGCGUGGGAGAAAGAAACGCCGCGGAGCACUCUUGAGGCUUACGAGAAAGCUGCUCGGUCGGCCGCCGACAGUCAUUUGCCUCUCAUACAGCGCCCGAUGGAAUCAAAAAACCAAAGAAAACUAGUUUUGAAGUUUUGCAAAUUUUUAGUAGGAUUGAUAAGACCAAUAUGUUCAAGAACGGCUUUUGAAUGCGAUUAAAUGUAGAGAGAAACCAGUGGAUGUUUUCGAAUAUUAAUAGCCUGUGUCGGUUGUGCAACGCUCAAAACAAUGUAUACUUGGACGUUGGAGGUGCAUGCGAAUAGGUAAUUCCAAAACAAACGGCUAUUUAUAUUUGCGUAACCAAAACAUCUGAAGUGUCUCGAUCCUUUUCGCUUUCCAGCCCUGCAUUUUCCUGAACGAAAAAUUAGGAAAAAUGCCAAAAAGAUGGCUAGACUCAUUUUUUUUAAAAUUUACUUUUAAAAAUUUUUUUAAUAAAAAAUAUGUGUCAACUUUUUUCCAUUAUCUUUCGGAAGCUGGGAUUGUAGCAUGUUAUGUAAUACCUAUUCACCUUCCAUCCAAAAAAAAUUCGAACAGGGAGCGAUAUCAAAUCAGAGUUGACCUCAUACCUCGCCUCGCGACCAGCGUCCUCCGGGAACGGCUUGAUCGAGCGUCUGCGUGGACGGUGGCAGCACUUGGUCGAUGCAGAUUGA